Messenger RNA from Entelurus aequoreus (snake pipefish), 4315 nucleotides. It is a transcript of the gene phactr4b, whose product is annotated as phosphatase and actin regulator 4b. The record is from RefSeq and is a predicted model, not a curated record. NCBI's taxonomy places the organism in Eukaryota, Metazoa, Chordata, Actinopteri, Syngnathiformes, Syngnathidae. Gene Ontology annotation, biological process: actin cytoskeleton organization; neural crest cell migration. Bases 363 to 2993 code for a protein of 876 amino acids. Gene Ontology annotation, molecular function: actin binding. The transcript has 16 exons.
GUUUGGAGCGAUGAGAAUAACCGAAGUUGGCUGAUCCGCAAUGAGACAACAUUGACAUGAUCAGUGCUUUAUUGUGCGUGAAUGUGCAAUAACGUCCCUCCACUUGUCAUGAGAAGCACUUAAUAUGUUUUAUGGAUUACCUGCCUGUAGGAAUUAUGAUACAUUUUGCACCUAUUCUUUGCACACGACGUCCUCACACAACAAAGGAUACGCGGAGACCUGUGGAGGAUGAGAUGGGCGGAGCUGCUGUCUUCACUAUGCUGAAAACCUGAGGAAAGAAAUUGCUGCUGAGGAAAUCUGCCACCCCACUCACUCAUGACUUUCAAUUGCGAACCGUUGGUUGGUGUGCCACAAACUCUGUGAUGGAAAAUCGUGAUGAUGAAGAAGACGAGCAGCACCACAGCACGAAGGUGGCAGAGGCGAGCAGCACGGGAGAAAGCACCCCUCCCCCAAAACGCAAGGGAAAGUUUUCCAGUCUUGGCAACAUUUUCAAACCGUGGAAAUGGCGAAAGAAGAAAAGCAGCGAGAAGUUCAAAGAAGCAUCAGAAGAACUGGAGAGAAGAAUGUCAACGAGGCGUACCCGUCAGGAGCUAAUAGAACGGGGAUUGCUGAAGGAGGUUCCGGACAAUGAUGCAGAUGGAGCAGCCCAAAGCCUGAAGCAGCCGUACGUGAAGAAUGGUCACACUCUGCCUGUGAGUGGAGGAGCAGGGCAAAGUUCUGGAAGGAGCAACCAGGGCCGAAUCCCUUCCGAUUCAGACUAUAGGAUAAACCCUACAUGGCUCCCCCAAACGGACGACCAUAAGGGCCGAUCUCCUUCAGAUGGAGGUCGUCGGAGAGGUCAGGCCUCUAGGGGUUCUGGACCGCCGCCGGAAGAAGCACAGAGAGGAAGCGGUGUGAUGGGCCCUCGUGUACAUGUGGAGAACGAGUGGAAGUCUAACAUGGCCCGGCACGGUCAGGUUUACAAUCAGAUUGACGACGGCCGAAGCGGGGACCAGCUUCACCUUGAAAAUGGACAGAGGAGAUCUGGGCUCCAGAAAGCUCCAUCAGAGGAUGGCAGGAGGAGUCGGCCGACUGACGUGGACUGGAAGCCUACACUGCCUCGACAUGCAUCUGCUGAAGAGGGAAGGGCUCGUAGAGAGUCAGACAGCAAUUUUGUCCCUGACCCUGAAGACACUCUUCGUGAACCUCUGCCGCCCAAACAGUCCAUCAUGCCUCCAAAGUGGCUGAUAAGCUCCACGGCUGAACCUGGUAGCGAGGGGCCAUCUCGCACCCCGUCCAACCAUUCAUCCGCCCAGUACCAGGCGGCCUCUUCCUCCUCGGGUGUCGCAUCGAAGCCUACAAGGAUUGUCUCCUCCUUGGGCACGAGCAGUCAGCAGUCCUCGUCGGCCGGGUCGUCGUCAUCAACCACUCAGGCCGCCAAGCAGCCGCCUUUACCUCCGCCCAAGCCGGUGAACAGGGGCAACCCUGGCAUGCUGGUCUCCGCCCUGCAGGGGGGAGAGAAUGCACAACUUCCACUCUACUGGUCCUGCUGGAAGCGAGAGUGCGAGUAUGAUGUCUAUCUGUCCCUGCCUGUCUACCUGUGCCGGCGGGCUGGAGGCCUGCGCUCAGGAGACGUCACACAAGGCCCGGGAGCCGCCAGUCUGGUCCCAGCCAAGCCCUCCCCACCAAUGCCCCCAAAGAGAACCACACCAGUCACCAAACGCAACACGGAGGAUCCUGCUGCUUCAGGCCAUCCCGUCAUCUCUCCCCAGCCUCUUCUUGAGGAGCAGAGCUCUGAGAGCUUUCAGCUGCCUUCUCUUACUCCUCCCUCCCCGCCGCUGCCAUCACACAUACCUCCCUCACCGCCCCGCCAACACAUGCACCCCCACCACCUUCACCAUCAGCACUCGUACCCGCACCCGCUGCCCCAACCCAUACCUAUUUUGUUUGACCCACCAAGCCCUACCGUUGAGUCUCCCCAGCGCCCUGCUCCAGUUCCACUGCAUAUCAUGAUCCAGCGAGCUCUCUCCAGCCCUGGCCCAUUUCAACCCAAACCAGACGGGUCGCAGCGUGCGCACACAUUACUCUUUGAAACGCCUCCUGAUUACCAGGCAGAUCGAGGUCGCCCCCUUCCUAUCAGCAUCCAACCACUAAAACUGUCUGAGGACGAUUACUCCGAAGAGGACGAGGAUGACGAUGAGGAAGAGGUGGAGUACGACGGCGAGAUCCCCCAGCCAGAACUCGGGCCACGGAGUCGCCGGGGCAUGGUCGGUGACAUCGGAAUGUGUGUCAUUCCUGGUAGAGAGGCUGAUGAGGAGGAGGAAGAUGAUGACGACGAGGAAGACGACGAAGAGGAAGAUGACGACGACGACGACGAGCAUGGCCUGCACCGAGGGGAUAGCGAUUCAGAUGGUCCUGUGCUUUAUAAAGAGGAUGACUCUGAUGAGGAAGAGGAGGAAGAACCCCCAUUGAGUGCUCUGGCCAGUAGGGUAAAGAGGAAAGACACUCUGGCAUUGAGCAGUCGUUCCUCUGCGCCUGACAGGGACAGAUUUUCGCAGGAGAGGAGUGGCAGAGAUGACCAACCACCCGGACAGACCGGCCUCACCUGGCAGAGCAGGGAGCAAUGGGAGACCAUCCGCACACAGAUUGGUACCGCACUCACAAGACGUCUUAGCCAGCGACCUACUGCUGAGGAGCUGGAGCAAAGAAACAUCCUUCAACCCAAAAAUCAGGCUGACAGACAAGCAGAAGUUAGAGAGAUUAAGCGACGACUGACUAGAAAGCUGAGUCAAAGACCCACAGUUGCAGAGCUGCAUGCCAGAAAAAUUUUGCGAUUCCACGAAUAUGUGGAAGUCACCGAUGCCCAAGACUAUGAUCGCAGAGCGGAUAAGCCGUGGACCAAGCUGACCCCUGCUGAUAAGGCAGCAAUCCGUAAAGAGCUUAAUGACUAUAAAAAAACUCAAAUGGAGGUUCAUGAAGACAGCAAGAUCUACACAAGGUUUCACCGGCCUUAACAUCUUCCAUCUUCACCUGGUAUAUGAAGCACUUAAGGUGUCCUUGGCAAGCACCUGCUUGCCCUUUCUCAUUUCCUGAAUGUACUUUAUAUCUGAUCAGGGACAGCCUGGAACUGACAAGAAUGCUUCUCGCGUGUCUUACAACAUCUUCACGGCAUUGCUUCAGCGAACGGAAUUGGUGGUGGUUGGAGAUGACACAGAUGCAGUAUUAAUCCCAGAUAACAGGGAUGAUACGGAAACUUGUGCCAACCAAAUGGUGACUUUUGCAGAGGACCUACAAGUGCAGGGUUGCUACUCCCUCUGCUAUAAUGCAGCGGCCCUCAUGGACUUGGAUCUAGUUAAUAUCUUUAUUGCGGCCUCAUUCUGUGUUGCCUUUUUCUUCUCUACUGUAUAUGGAAACGCUAAUUCUUUUGUUUUGUUAAUGUGAGAACAUAAAAUAAUAAUAGUACAGAAAAAUUAUAAUUUCUAGGACUCCACACAAUAAUAUUGGAGACGACACAUGGCGAUGAUAGCCAGUUUGGACUGGAGGAUGAAGACUGGGAUAUUCUGUUUUAGGAUUGGACAUCUCUGGGAUAUUGUGUGUUUUUAUAUUAACUGUACAGAUUGCUAUUAUAAUACCUUAGAAUGAAACUCGCAAAGAUCUAAUUACAAAGUAUUGUGUAAUGCACAAGAUAUUUUAUAUUAUAAUUUUGAUCACAACAGUAGUGACAGCGUUUUGUUUUUUUAUUUUAUUUUCUUUGGCUUGCCUGUAUUUAUCGUUGUGAUGUGAGGUGGCCAUUAAGCGUGAGUCUAGAAAUAGAAAAAGUGCAGGUCAGGUCUCUAUCGGUGAGUUUGUUUGCCAAUGUACCCAAUGCCUAGAAAAGACAGGAUAUUGGUAUUCAUAUCAACUAUUUCUGAAAUCUACUGCAUGAGCCAACACAGAUUCGACUGUCAUUAGUUCUGGUUAACCUCUCUUCAUUUAUACUUUUCUAAGAGUUUUUCUACAUCCCUUUAAUCACACACACAAUGCUUCUCUGUAGCCUUUCUGUUGUAGGGUCCAUGCUAGUUAUGUCUACUAUGAGUUCAAUGUAAGCUGCUGUGAUUAGAUCAGGGAUUUAUCACAAAAAAAAUUGAAACUGUAUGAACGGUCAACAGGGGAUCAUUUUGGCUGGAAUUUAUUUUUGGGAAACUGCAACUGUUUUAUUUUGUAGUGUUGUCUGGCCAGUAGCUUACAGGGUUCUCUUUGCUGUGUACAGGUGGAUAUAGGUUAAACCAAUGCUUGUGUAUAUCUUGUCUUCCUUUCAUUUGAAAAGAAAUUUUAAAUAAAGUAUUAUAGUUUGCUA